Messenger RNA from Amphimedon queenslandica, 793 nucleotides. RefSeq names its product eukaryotic translation initiation factor 3 subunit J-A-like. NCBI's taxonomy places the organism in Eukaryota, Metazoa, Porifera, Demospongiae, Haplosclerida, Niphatidae. The record is from RefSeq and is a predicted model, not a curated record. Gene Ontology annotation, molecular function: translation initiation factor activity. The transcript has 7 exons. The coding region runs from base 50 to 766 and encodes 238 amino acids. Gene Ontology annotation, cellular component: eukaryotic translation initiation factor 3 complex; cytoplasm.
CGGAAGUGUCGUGGAACUUGACCACAAAAAAUAAGUAUACGGAAUCAAGAUGGCGGACGAUGAAGGUGGCUUAGACUGGGAGGCUGAUGAUUUUGAUCCAGACUCGUUUGAUCCUGAUGCUGGUUUCGUCGCAAAAGGAGAAUGGGAAGGAGAAGAUGAAGGAAUCGAAAAAGAAAUUGAAAAGGCAAAGCAAGAGAAAGCAGCUCCUACUUCAACUGGUGCCAUUAAGAAACCAAAACAGGACAGAAUAGAAGAGAAGAAAGCGCAGAGGAGAGCACAGGAACUGUCAGCAGCUGCAAAAGAAGGCACACCUACUCCAGAGGAGAUCUUAGCUGAGAAACUGAGACUGCAGCAAGUACAGAAAGACGCAGACCUUGAGGUUGCUAAGCAACUGUUCGGUGUGACCGGAGGUGAUAGUAAUGUAGUAGUACCAGAGACGUCCGAAGAAUUUGAUGAAUUUUUACAAUUAUUGAAAACGAGAUUAUUAUUAUUAGCGGGGUCACCUCAUUACGUAGGAUUUAUGGACAAUCUAUUGAGAAGCUGCUGUGCUGGAUUGGAUUCAGAAGAUCUAAGAAAGUUAAGCGGUACAUUGUCUUUGAUGGCCACAGAGAAGAGCAAAGCAGUGAAAUCAACCAAGACGAAGAAAAAGGGCGGGGCUAAGGGUACCAUAGCAACGGGGAAGGCGUCAAAGAAAGCCGAUUUGAGUGCGUUUGGUGAAUACGAUGAACAUGAUGAUUAUGAUGAUGACAGCUAUGAUUUUAUGUAAAGAAAAAUAAUAAUACAUCAUUCAGAA